Metschnikowia bicuspidata var. bicuspidata NRRL YB-4993 is the source of this 894-nucleotide messenger RNA. It is a transcript of the gene BUR2, whose product is annotated as Bur2p. Gene Ontology annotation, biological process: positive regulation of DNA-templated transcription, elongation; regulation of transcription by RNA polymerase II. The transcript has a single exon. Gene Ontology annotation, cellular component: cyclin/CDK positive transcription elongation factor complex; nucleus. Lineage: Eukaryota; Fungi; Ascomycota; Pichiomycetes; Serinales; Metschnikowiaceae. The coding region runs from base 1 to 894 and encodes 297 amino acids. The record is from RefSeq and is a predicted model, not a curated record. Gene Ontology annotation, molecular function: cyclin-dependent protein serine/threonine kinase activator activity.
AUGGCCCAAAAAAACCCUGCGCGGGCUUCCCACAAUACGUGGCUUUUUUCGGAAGAUGCGUUUCUUCGUCGGUGCCCUUCACGAAAGCAGAUGACCGUUCCACAAGACUUGAAAGCUCGGGAACUGAUUUACGCUUUUUUGUUGAAAAUGGGCUCCGAACUCAAGCUUGACGGGCGCACGAUUCUUGCUGCCACCAUCUACAUCAACCGCUUCUACAUGCGGAUGCCGAUCACGACAUCGAAAUACUUUGUGGCGUGCGCCGCAGUGGCCAUCAGUUGCAAGCUACAUGACACGUAUCGGCCGCCAGAUAAGAUUGCAUUGACCGCAUGCAUUCUCAAGAACCCGGGCAAGAAAAUAGACCAGCACAGCAGUGUUUUCUGGCAGUGGCGCGACCAGCUUCUUUAUCGCGAGGAGCUCAUCUUGAAGCUGUUGAAUUUCGAACUAGAUGUGGAGCUCCCGUACGAUUUCAUCGACGACCUCCUACAGGACAAGGACGAGUUGCUGAAGGAGGGCUUCUAUGUGAAGCUCCCUGAAAUCCUCAAGUACACCGUGUCGAAAGUGGAGCUCGUCAGCGCGUUGCCGCUUUUAGUAUGCUAUGAUACGAGGACUUUGUUUGGCACCAUGCUCGUGUUGGCAGUCAACGAAGCGCAGGGCCGCUUUGAAGACAUUGGCCCGCUCAAAGUGCCCUCCGAGUACUUGCAAAAUCGGUUGCACACGUCCGCGGCCGAGUGCUAUAAGUGCUUCCAGUACAUUCUCAAACUCAAGGCCAUAUGCGAGGACCCCAAGUUGCCCAGCCAUAGCAACGUUAUAAAUAGAAUCCCGUUUAUGGACGAGGCCCUGUUUUUCAGCACUGCCGGCUCCAGAGACGGCCCGAAAAACCCCGCUCCCCCGUGA